UCCCUGCGGCCGCCCUGGGCCCGCCCGCGGCGGGGCGGUGCCCGGAAGGCGGAAGCGACUGCGGCCGGGGCCGGGGCCAUGCGGGCGGCGGCGGCGGCGGCUGCGGCGGGGCUGCUGGGGGCGGCGGCGGCGGCGGCGGCGAAGCUGGCGCUGGGGCCGCGGCCGCUGCGGGGCGGCGCGGCGGCCGGCGGCUGGCUGGAUGUGCUGCUUCGAGGAGGCUGCUUUGGCUUGGUGUUUGCAUGUAAUGCGGUCAUGUGGACGGUCUUCGCAAAAGCCCUGCGGCUCUCCACCUCCUCGGCCGCUGCCUCAGUGACCACAACGGCCUCCAACUUCAUCUCCUCGGCCAUCCUGGGCAAGCUACUCUUUGGGGAGACAUGGACGCUUCUGUGGUGGGUCGGCCUCGCCGUGACGCUGGGUGGCCUCGUGCUGCUGCACACCACUGCGCCCCAGGCAGCGCAGCUGCUGCCAGAGGAGAAGGAGAAGUGAGGAGGACAGGAGGGUGCCCUGAGCGGUGCCACCCCUCAUGAGAAGUCGGCUGCCAGACCUGCUUCGCAUCCCCAGAAGGUGCUGACAGGCAAUGCCGUCCCAUAUGGACGUGGCGUGCUUAGCACUGCUGGACCGAUGGCGUUGGGUUAAGAGGAAGAGCACACCGUUGCGCACGUUCAACAUGUGGCGUUGAUAGGGGGCCAGUCCAGGAGUUGGGCAAAAUCUGCUCUCUCCAGACUUCUGGGCAGCUUGCCAAAUAAUUGUGGUUUCAUACUUAAAUAAGGCUGAGAUACGGUUUUGUGUGUUGCCAUUUGGCUGAACCAGAUUUCCUUCCCCUCCCGUUCGUUCUUGGGAGACCGGAGGGUCGUGCGGCUGUGGGAAAAACAGCUGUGGCAGUAGAUGGGAGAGCUGGAGAAGACACCAUUUCUUCUACCAAGGUGGGCUUGAUCCCCAGGGGCCUCCAAAAUGCUGGGCCUCCACUACUGCCUUGCAGGGCAGUUCCUUAAAACAGCUUUGAGCGGGAAGUUUCCCUUUUUCCCUUUUUAGCCUGGUAACAUUUUUGUUGUUGAUACCUCCUAAUUCUCCCCAUAUCCUCCUCAGCCCACACCCCAUUUCCAUCUUUUCUUUUUGCGACAGAGUGCCUACGCCAGUAACAUGCAUUCAGAGUCAUUACCCUCUUUGCGUGCUUAUCUGUUGAUUAGCAAAGGCAUGCACGCUACAUCUUUCCUGGUAGGUGAGCACCAGCAUUUCCAGAUGCAUGGUAGUGGUGAGCUCCUAUGGUCUGUCAGUAAUGACCGCUCCAGAGAGGUGGCCUCUUCUGAGUCAGUAUACUGGAAACGGAGACCAGGGGCUUAUCGGCCGCUCCUCUUCACAUCCCAUUGCUAUGGAGCUUCCUCCAUUUGGGGGUAGAAAAUUGAAAGUAAACGUGGUGGCUGUGGAAGGUUCCUGCACAUGGGUACUUUUCUGUACAAGGAACUGGCCUGAAACAGAAAAGGAAACAGAAAUAGCUGUUGAAGACUUCUGACAUAUCCGCUCUGCUAUUUAUGGUUUCCCUCCCUGCCUCUGGAAAUGCCCUGUGCUCGUCAUGUCUUCUCAUUGUCCGGGGAAGCGUGGAGCACUUAAUUAAUUCCUUCAGUUUCCCCAGUCAGUCACGUACACCUUCUCACGUGCUAUCCAUAUCUGCUGCCUGUACUUCCCACUUUCCCAUUCCUGACCUAGUGCUCAUUUGGAUGUAAGGUUGAUACAAUUAAGGCUUUUUUCCUUAAACUUAACCAGGAUGGAUUUUUGAUCACCGUCACUGGUUUCGCGUAGGUCAAACUGUGAUUUUAGUGAGAAGGGAACAGAGUGCACGUGAACCGUUAGCAGUUUUCGUUAAGGGUAUGCGUGUUCAGUGCAGGUUACAUGAUAAAAAGCUCUCCGCAAGUAGAACGAGCACAGCAAGCCCCUGGCAGGUGGGGGAACCCAAAUAAUCCUCUGCCUGGCUGCUCCUAGGCCCAUCGCAGGAGCACGCUCGGCCCAGCGAGGGCUCUCACCACCGCAAGCUCAGAAGAGCAUGGAGGCCUAGUGGCAGCCAGGGCACCCAAAUUACCUAUUCGGAGGAGCGACACCCCAUCCAGCUCCCCCAGGGCUCUUCCAGGGAGCCAUCAACCCCGUGAUGACACCUGGGGCGCGGGGGCCACGGAGGUGGCUCCCCUGAGCACCUUUUGGACUGGAGGGGUCCCUGCCUCAGGGAAUGGGACACGUUGCGGGACGCAGGGCAGGAGCAUUUGGGGAUUGCACAAGACUUCUUACGGGGUGCUUGGGGGAGGAACCAAAGGCAGAGAAAGGGAGGGAUCUGGGUGAUUUGGGGAGGAACAAAGGUGGGAAACUAGAGGGAUAAGAGGGCAAAAAGGGGGCUCGGCCGGGUGGAAAUGGGGCUGAUCGGUGCACUUGUCUGGCUAUGCACUGCCCCUGACCAGCACAGUCUGUCUUGUCUUCUUAUUAAAUCCAUUUCUAACUAUU
Messenger RNA from Dromaius novaehollandiae (emu), 2487 nucleotides. RefSeq names its product transmembrane protein 42 (gene TMEM42). The record is from RefSeq and is a predicted model, not a curated record. The transcript is spliced from 3 exons. NCBI's taxonomy places the organism in Eukaryota, Metazoa, Chordata, Aves, Casuariiformes, Dromaiidae. The coding region runs from base 79 to 486 and encodes 135 amino acids.